AUGACAUGCACAACAUCCAUUCCUGCUGGUACCAUUAUCAAGCACCAUGGGUCAUCCUCCUCCUCCUCGUCAUCCCCUGCUUCUGUUACCACACUACAAAUCGUCAAGCGACUACAACAAAUCCAUUCAUUUCUUGUAUCCAUGCCGUCGUUGAAACCAGGUGACGCGGUGAAUAGAACAUUUGGUGAACUUGUUACCUUAUGCAUUGGCGUGUACCCAACAAGCACUGUACGCUCGGUAGUGAAUCAUCCAUUGACGCAGUCUCUACUCCCCUCGCUUCGUACAUUGGCGGCCAACGGCGAGUACCUUUUGGAAAAGACAUGGGCAGAGGCGUUGACACAAGAGGCACUUAAGAAAACCAACAAGCAAUCCACAAGAAACCUAGCAACAGGCCUUUUGCAAGAAUUUGUGUACUAUGACAACUACGAGCAGCUGGUGAAAAUGGAGUUGCAUUGUCUGUUGGGGGUAGACGCACAUCUUGACAGGGUCGUUUUUGUUGGCAGUGGACCACUCCCUUUGUCGUCGAUCCUUAUGGCGUCGCAUUGUCAGCUCCCUGUGACCAAUAUUGAUUAUUGCGAGGAUGCUAUCCGCAUUUCUACGGAUCUUGUGCACAGCCUUCAUCUACAAGAUAAGAUGCAUUUCUUUUGCGGAGAUGCUACAGAGUACCCGUUCUAUCAAGAUGCCGAUGUUGUUAUUCUUGGCGCGCUCGUUGGAGCCGAUGGUGAUGCCAAAAUCUCCUUCCUUGAUCGUAUCGCUGAAAACAUGAAAUCGGGUGCCAUUCUUUUGGUACGUAGUGCUCAUGCACUUAGAACAGUAUUGUAUCCUCCCCUUGAUGAAGAAGGUAUACCAUCCACCCUUGUUCCUGUGCUCGAAAUGCAUCCACAAAAUGAAGUCGUCAACUCGGUUAUCCUAUUCAAGAGGAGAUAA
Molecule: messenger RNA, 927 nt
Organism: Lichtheimia ornata
Lineage: Eukaryota; Fungi; Mucoromycota; Mucoromycetes; Mucorales; Lichtheimiaceae
Exons: 1
Coding region: 1-927 (308 amino acids)
Biological process (GO): nicotianamine biosynthetic process
Molecular function (GO): nicotianamine synthase activity
Source: RefSeq, a predicted model, not a curated record